Molecule: messenger RNA, 740 nt
Organism: Camelina sativa (false flax)
Lineage: Eukaryota; Viridiplantae; Streptophyta; Magnoliopsida; Brassicales; Brassicaceae
Biological process (GO): translation
Cellular component (GO): ribosome
Molecular function (GO): mRNA binding; structural constituent of ribosome
Source: RefSeq, a predicted model, not a curated record
AUGGGUCUUUAUCAAAUGGGCCUUAAGCAGCCCAUUCGAUUUGACGAGCAAAAAAAAGUAACGGCAAAACGAAGUGAAAUUGAACGGACGGCGAAAAACCCUAACAAAACCUUCUUCUCACCGGCGAAAAUGCGAGCUCCGAUCUCCGGAUUUGUCUCCAGAUCUCUUGGUUUGCUCCACCGUACGACGUCUCUAUCAGCUGGGACUCGUUACCUAUGCGCCGUAGCUUCUUCACCCGAGGCUCGGACGCAGAAGCUCGAGCGAAUCGCGGACGAUUUGCUAAAACUGAACAGGAUCGAGCUUUACGAUUACUCAAUCCUCUUCAGCCGUAAGCUAGGUCUAAAUCGUUACGGUUCCGCCGUGGCAGUUGCCGGAUCUGGUGGUGAUGCCGUUGCAUCUGCGGAGACCAAGGCGGCGGAGAAGACAGCUUUCGAUGUGAAGCUUGAGAAAUUUGAAGCGGCGUCCAAGAUUAAAGUGAUUAAGGAGAUAAGAUCGUUCACGGAUCUGGGAUUGAAAGAAGCUAAGGAUUUGGUUGAGAAAGCUCCAGUUGUUUUGAAGAAAGGUAUUACUAAAGAAGAAGCUGAGAAGAUCAUGGAGAAGCUCAAAGCGGUAGGUGCUUUAGUAUCUUUGGAAUGAUCACAAACGAAGUUAUGAGAUUGGGAUUCAAAAUAAGAUGUAUUUGAAUUGUUCGAAAUCAAAACAAUCUGAAAGUUUUGAGAUUAUGAAUACUGUUUCUACAA